Cucurbita pepo subsp. pepo (vegetable marrow) is the source of this 960-nucleotide messenger RNA. It is a transcript of the gene PPA2, whose product is annotated as pyrophosphorylase 2. Gene Ontology annotation, molecular function: magnesium ion binding; inorganic diphosphate phosphatase activity. Gene Ontology annotation, biological process: phosphate-containing compound metabolic process. Gene Ontology annotation, cellular component: cytoplasm. The record is from RefSeq and is a predicted model, not a curated record. NCBI's taxonomy places the organism in Eukaryota, Viridiplantae, Streptophyta, Magnoliopsida, Cucurbitales, Cucurbitaceae.
GCCACAAAUCAGCUCGAAUCGCUUCUGCGUUUCCGAAUUCAAGCUUAAUCUCGACGCAGCUACUGAGUGAGUGAUUAAUCGUUCAAGGUGAAUAUGGAAAACGAUGCUGGAGAAGAAAAUUCUGGAUAUACAGGAUACUCUAGGGUUAGGCUCAAUGAAAGAAUCCUUUCUUCCAUGUCUCGGAGAUCUAUGGCCGCUCACCCUUGGCACGAUUUGGAGAUCGGACCCGGUGCACCGUCAGUUUUCAAUUGUGUUGUUGAAAUAGGCAAAGGCAGCAAGGUUAAAUAUGAGCUGGACAAGGCCAGUGGCCUUAUAAAAGUCGACCGUGUGCUUUACUCAUCAGUUGUUUACCCACACAAUUAUGGUUUCAUCCCGCGCACACUUUGUGAAGAUAGUGAUCCGAUGGAUGUUUUGGUGCUGAUGCAGGAGCCUGUGCUACCUGGAUCUUUCCUCCGAGCUCGUGCUAUUGGAUUGAUGCCUAUGAUCGAUCAAGGAGAAAGGGAUGACAAAAUCAUAGCAGUAUGUGCCGAUGACCCUGAAUUCCGACACUAUAAAGACAUCAAAGAGAUUCCCCCACAUCGGCUGGCCGAAAUUCGCCGAUUCUUCGAGGAUUACAAGAAGAACGAGAACAAGAAAGUCGAUGUGGAAGACUUCCUGCCAGCAGAGGCUGCCAUUGAUGCCAUUAAAUACUCCAUGGACUUGUAUGCUGCCUACAUUGUUGAAAGCUUGAGGCAGUAAGUUCUUUUCAAUUCCUCUUUUUUUCCAAUGCAAUAAGAGACUGGGUGUUAAACACCAAUUGGCUGCAUUAUUUAAUGAGGCUGCUGAUCCUCAUCCUUCAGCCCUUCAACUGCAACAGCUCAAUUUUUUUUCUGAAAAACAAUAGUUUAUCAUGAUAUUAGAACACUGAAUAUUUAUUAUAUCUGAUGCUGAUUUGGAAUCAAUUCGAAGUUCUGUUUGAAA